Molecule: messenger RNA, 3180 nt
Organism: Closterium sp. NIES-65
Lineage: Eukaryota; Viridiplantae; Streptophyta; Zygnematophyceae; Desmidiales; Closteriaceae
Source: the annotation of a GenBank genome assembly
AUGGGCGGAAGGAUGAGCGGAAGAGCCGCGGAGAGCCUGAGAGUCCAGCGGAGGACGACGGGGGAAGGCGGGGAGCGGGGAAGCAGGGGGGGGGGAGGCGGAGAUGGGGGCCCGGGAAAUGCGCGCCGCAGGGGGAGGCACGACUCGGACGAUGAGAGCGACGAAGAUAGGGGCGGUAGCGAUGGCGGAAAAGGGGGCGGAAGGGGUGGCGGAAGGGGCGGAAAGGGGAAGGCGCGGGAGGAUUUCGAGGAGGAGCGUACGGAAACGAAGAAGAGAGUAGGAGGACGAAGGGGAGAGAGGGAUCGUGAGGAGGACGAGGAGGAGGAGGAGGGGGGUGAGCGGUGGGAGAUGGGUGGGGGGAGGGAGAGGGUGCGGGUUGGGCGGAAGGAGAAGCGCGGGGAGGAGGGGAGGCGCGGGGGUCGCACGGAGAGCGAGGAGCGGGAGGAGCGUGAUAAGGGUGAGGGGAGGAGGGAGAGAGAUCAGAUGAGGGCGAGGGAUGGCUUGGGGGAAGGUGAGCGCGAGCGAGAUGUGAUUAGGGGCCGGGAGGGCGGGAGGGGACGAGGAAGGGAUGACGUGGAUGGGAGGCGAAGGGAGAGAGAGGAUGAUGGUGGCAAGGAUAGGCGACGGGAUGGCGAGAUGGAGAGGGGGAGGGAGCGAGACGGCAGGAGGGGGAGGGACAGGUCGGGCCGGCACAGGCGGGGAGGGUCCGAUUCGGAUGGGAGUGAGAGCAGCGGCGAGUGGGAGAGGGAGCGAGAGAGGGAGAGGGGGGGGAUAAGGGGGAGAGGAAGGGAAGAUAGGCACAGGAGGCAUGCGGAAGGUAGGCGAGAGGAGGGGCGGCGAGAUAGGGGGAGGGGCGAGUGGGAGGGAGAGGAGAGGCGGGGCGACGGGCGAGGGGCUCCCGUGCGCGCACCCAAUGCUGAUGCUGCCGCCACUCCUGCCCCCGCCGCUGCUGCCACUGCUGGCGGAGCAGCAGGCCCAGGCGCAGGUCCGGCUGCAGGCAAGGCAGCAUCAGCGCGGGACACAGGGCGCACGGGAGGCGCGUACAUCCCGCCGUUCAAGCUGGCGCGCAUGCUACAGGAGGUGAACGACCGCAGCAGCGCGGAGUACCAGCGGCUCACGUGGGACGCUCUGCGCAAGUCCAUCAAUGGGCUGGUCAACAAAGUCAACGCGUCCAACAUCAAGAACAUCAUCCCCGAGCUCUUUGCCGAGAACCUCGUGCGCGGCAGGGGGCUGCUGUGCCGCGCGUGCAUCAAGUCGCAGAUGGCAAGUCCGACGUUCACUCAUGUGUUUGCGGCGCUGGUUGCGGUGGUGAACACAAAGUUUCCCGAGCUGGGCGAGCUGCUGCUGAAGAGGAUCAUUCUGCAGUUUCGAAGGGCGUUUCGGCGCAACGAUAAGAUGGCCAGUCCGAUUUUCACGCACGUGUUUGCGGCGCUCGUGGCGGUGGUGAAUACCAUUUUUCCGGAGUUAGGGGAGCUGCUGCUGAAGAGGAUCAUUCUGCAGUUUCGCAGGGCGUUCAGACGCAACGACAAGCCGGUGCUGGUGGCAGCGUGUCGCUUCCUGGCGCACCUUGGCAACCAGCAGGUGGCUCACGAGAUCGUGGCGCUCGACCUGCCUCUCUUGCCCACCUCUCUUAGCAUAUCUCCGUCAUUCCCUCCCCGCCCCUCCCCUCCUCCUUCCCCCCUCUUGCAGCCGGUGCUGGUGGCGGCGUGUCGCUUCCUGGCGCACCUCUGCAACCAGCAGGUGGCUCACGAGAUCGUGGCGCUCGAGCUGCUCACACUGCUGCUGGAGACGCCCACGGAUGAUAGUGUGGAGGUGGCGGUGAGCUUCGUGAAGGAGUGCGGCGCCGUGCUGCACGACCUCCGUCUCUCUCCCCCCCCCCCAUCUCUUCCACACUCAAUCACACACACGUCCACCCUUUCCACUCCCGACGACUCCCAAUCACUCCCAACCACUCCCAACCAGGUGGCAGUGAGCUUCGUGAAGGAGUGUGGCGCCAUGCUGCAGGACCUCUCGCCCCAGGGCCUUCACAGCAUAUUCGAGCCCUUCCGUGGAAUCCAGCAUGAGGGGGAGAUGGACAAGCGCGUGCAGUUCACCAUUGAAGGGCGCUUUUCUCCCCUCCUCUUUUCCUCCUCUCCACCCCUUUCCCUCCUCCCCUUCCUGUCGUCCCCCUCCCACCCCUCACAUCGCAGGCAUGUUCGAGCGCUUCCGUGGCAUUCUGCACGAGGGGGAGAUCGACAAGCACGUGCAGUUCACCAUCGAGGGGCUCUUUGCCAUCCGCAAGGCCAAGUUCGAGGUGUGUGGUUGGUGAGGGGGCAUGGGGAGUGUAUGGGUGGUGGCACGGGUGAUGCUGUGUGUGCAGUUCACCAUCGAGGGGCUCUUCGCGAUUCGCAAGGCCAAGUUCGAGCUCAGCUCACCAUCGAAGGUCUCUUUGCCAUCCGCAACGCCAAGUUUGAGGGCUUCCCAGCGCGGCUCCCCGAGCUUGACCUGAUAGAGGAGGAGGGUCAGAUCAGCUCUCAAUUUCUCCCCCUGCUGACUUCAUGCACUCCUCUUCCCGUCCCUCCCUCCCAUGUCUCUUACCCUCUCCACGGCUUCCCAGCCGUGCAGCAUGGGAUCUAUCUGGAGGAGGAGGUGGAGGAGGAGGAGGGGGAUCAGAUUGGACCACCCACAAGCUGUUAUUCACUCACUGACUGCUUUGGCCUCAUGCACACCUCCCCCCACCCCUCCUCCUCCCCGUGUCUCCUGUCCUCUCUCAGGGCUUCCCUCCCAGCAGUGCAGCCCGAGCUGGAUCUGGGCUUCCCAGCGGUGCUGCCAGAGCUGGAUCUGGUAGAGGAGGAGGAUCAAAUCACGCACGAGCUCUCGCUGGAGGAGCCGUAUGACCCCGAGACUUCACUCGACGUGUUCAAGUUCGACCCGGACUACCUUGCAAACGAGCAGCGUUACAAGGAGAUCAAAGCAGAGAUCCUGGGGGAUGAGGAGGAGGAUGAGGACGAGAAGGGCGAAGGGGGGGUUAACUUUGAGGAGGCGGGCCACAAGCUGAUGAAGGUCAACCUGCAGCCGGGGCAGGAGAUGGAGCUGUGUGAGAUGCUGCUCGCCUGCUGCUCCCAGGAGCGCACCUACCUGCGCUACUACGGGCUGCUGGGCCAGCGCUUCUGGUGGGUGGAGUGCGGUACUCGGAGAUGA